Salvia splendens (bonfire salvia) is the source of this 537-nucleotide messenger RNA. RefSeq names its product 3-ketoacyl-CoA synthase 11. Gene Ontology annotation, biological process: fatty acid biosynthetic process. The record is from RefSeq and is a predicted model, not a curated record. Gene Ontology annotation, molecular function: acyltransferase activity, transferring groups other than amino-acyl groups. Gene Ontology annotation, cellular component: membrane. The transcript is spliced from 2 exons. Lineage: Eukaryota; Viridiplantae; Streptophyta; Magnoliopsida; Lamiales; Lamiaceae. The coding region runs from base 1 to 537 and encodes 178 amino acids.
AUGACCGUCGCGGGAGAGGCCCUCCAGACCAACAUCACCACCCUCGGGCCUCUCGUCCUCCCCAUGUCCGAGCAGCUCCUCUUCCUGGCAACACUCAUCGCGAAAAAGCUCCAAAAGAUGAAGGUCAAGCCCUACGUGCCCGACUUCAAGCUCGCGUUCGAGCACUUUUGCAUCCACACGGGCAGGCGGGGCGUGCUUGAUGAGCUCGAGAAGAAUCUGAAUUUAAGCAAGUGGGACAUGGAGCCUUCUAGAAUGACGUUGUAUAGGUUCGGGAACACGUCGAGCAGCUCGCUGUGGUACGUGUUGGGCCAGUAUGGGGCCUUGACAUCCAGCUUGGCCAAGGGCCCUUCAAAACACAGAGCCGGCGCUGGCCGCCGUCGCUCGACAUCGACCGAUUGCCAUUACAGGUCGUCGCUGAAGGAUAUCAUCAACAGUAUUCGGCAAGAUUUGGGGUUGGGAGACAUGGAGGAGAGUGGCGACGAGGGGAUUACCGGCGGGGAUGACGAGGGUACUGGCAGCGGGGAAUCCGAGGAGUGA